UUUUGGUGGAGGACAAAGUUCGAAUUGAGAUUCACAGGAAUGUGCAGUUCAUCCCAAUCCGUCUCCAGAGCUUCAUCGUUUUUUUCCUAACGCAUCAAAUGCAAUGUUCUUAGACAAGAGGCACAAGUCGAAGCUCCCGAAGGAACUGCAGGAUCUGAAUGAUUUGGAGAAGAAGCCCAGGCAGGACGACGUAGCUGCAACACUCAAUCCGGAAGUUGAUCCAUUGUCUAACAUCAAGGAGCUGAGUAGCUACAUUGAGCAGCUCGAUCAUCCACCACUGAAGCUCCCGAUUGAGAAGAUCCCCAAUUAUCCUGAAGCUCUUGACGACGAUCUCAGCAAUUUGCGCGUACCGUCUCCACCUAUUUUGGGAGCUGCAGACAUCCAGAAGGUUGAGAAUAAAUCAAUGGAUCCGGAAGCAGCGGGAAUGGCGUGUUCGUCAAACUACAGGCAAGCCAUGCAGGCCUACAAUAGGGGCUUAUUGGAUCGCACACGGAUGAACACACAGACUGAAGUGGAGCUUUUUGGGCAGUUUGUCGUGAAGAUGUUGCGCAAAAUGAAUGAACCAUCACGCUUCGCAACCAUGUCCAAGAUGUCCAGCAUUUUGUUUGAGAAUAUUCUCAGCUCCGGCUUUGCGAACACUGAGGGCAAUGGAGGUAAUGGAGGGAAUGGGGGCAAUGGAGGCACAAAUGGAGCAUCUGGAGUGAAUGGAGACGGCGGAGACGGUGAUGUUGCAAUGUCAAUGAUUGAUGCUCUGAUCAGUAAGCAUGAGUCCAAUUAGCGCUACUUUUCCCGCCAAAAAAUUGUUGCAAUUGUGAGCUUUGUAUGCAUUUUGUUUAGCUUUGUUUUAGCUUUUUGUUUAAUUAUUAUUUUUCAUUGUUAAAAAUCUUUAUAAAUUCACCUAGAAAGUCUCCACAAUAAAAGGAAUAGAGCUUUAAUCAUAAAA
Messenger RNA from Lutzomyia longipalpis, 943 nucleotides. RefSeq lists its product as uncharacterized. The transcript is spliced from 2 exons. The record is from RefSeq and is a predicted model, not a curated record. Bases 104 to 778 code for a protein of 224 amino acids. Lineage: Eukaryota; Metazoa; Arthropoda; Insecta; Diptera; Psychodidae.